UCUCUCUCUCUCUCUCUCACUCACUCACUCACACAGGCCGCUGCUGUGGCUUUGAUCUUCCCCUUAACAACAGUGCACGUCACUGGUUGCAUCGCACAGAAAGGGAGUUUUGUCAGGCGGAACGCGGUGCGAGAGUUGUUCAGUGGCUUGCAAGCAGCACAGACGGCAAGAGCGGCAUCAGGCAUCAGCACAAACCUCCGUCCUUGCCGAAAAAGCAGACUUUUAUAUAUAUAUAUAUACACACACACACACACACACACAUAUAUAUUUUUUUUCUUCUUUCUCUCAACUUUUACUUCCCUCCGUGCCAAAGUCAGCGCCGAAGCCAUGGAGCACCAGCUGUUCUGCUGCGAGGUGGAUACCAUAAGAAGAGCUUACCACGACGCCAACUUGUUGAAUGAUAGAGUUUUACAGACAAUGCUGAAAGCAGAGGAAAACUAUCUUCCCUCGCCCAAUUAUUUCAAAUGCGUGCAAAAAGAAAUUGUACCCAAAAUGAGGAAAAUCGUCUCCACAUGGAUGCUAGAGGUGUGCGAAGAACAGAAAUGUGAAGAGGAGGUUUUCCCUUUGGCCAUGAACUAUUUGGACAGGUUUCUGUCUGUCGAACACACUAAAAAGACGCGACUGCAGCUGCUGGGAGCCGCCUGCAUGUUCUUGGCCUCCAAAAUGAAGGAAACUGUGCCAUUAACAGCUGAGAAGCUUUGCAUAUACACCGACAACUCCAUCCGCCCCUGCGAACUAUUGCAAAUGGAGCUGCUUGUACUGAAUAAGCUGAAGUGGGAUCUAGCCUCGGUGACACCACAUGACUUCAUUGAACAUUUUCUCACCAAACUGCCCAUUCAUCAGAGCACCAAACAGAUUCUGCGUAAACACGCACAGACGUUUGUGGCUCUCUGCGCAACAGAUGUCAACUUCAUCGCAAGCCCUCCCUCGAUGAUUGCGGCAGGAAGUGUUGCCGCAGCUGUGCAGGGACUCUACUUGAAAGGCGCCGACAGUUCUUUAUCCUCCCAGAACCUCACCAACUACCUGUCCCAAGUUAUCAGGAGUGACCCAGAUUGCCUUCGAUCGUGCCAGGAGCAGAUCGAAUCUCUGCUGGAGUCCAGUCUGAGGCAGGCACAGCAGCAAAGCAUCUCCACAGAAAGCAAACGCGUGGAGGAGGACGUGGAUCUCUCGUGCACUCCUACAGACGUCAGGGACAUUAACAUCUGAGGGUAUCGGCCUACGUCUAGAGUCUUGUUUUUUCAUUGGGUUAAUGGGCUUUGACCAGAGGAUUCAUGGGUCUAGAGGGCACACAGCCCCCCACACCACCAGAGCCCACACAGACACCUCAACCAAUCCUAAUCAGCCCCUCAGAGUGCCCUCGCUGACCCCUCAGUGGCACCCCUAGUGGCCUUCAUGAUUGGGCUGUUGCUGGCCAGGACCACCAGAAGAGGACAAGGGAAGGAUAAAAUCCCUGAUCAUCCCUUCCACAUUGCUUAUUUCUGUCUUUUUCAAACCCUCUUCACGUAACUUGAGUAAAAAAAAAAAAGACAAAAAAUGUAUAGUUAAUCUAGGAUUUUUUAAAUUGCAACAGCUGCAUAUAUUAUUUAUGUAGUUGGUACUUGUCAAAUGUACAGACAAGGAAAUAGGUUGGUAAUUUUAUUUUAAGUGUAUCAAUAACCAUUAUUUGAAAGAGAAGAGGCAUUAUUUUUGUUUCUUUUUGUCUCUUUCUUUUAGCUAGUAUAAUGUCACACAUGCUAACAGUCACCCCAGCCUUUUUUUUUUUGCAGUCUAGGCAUGUGUAUGUAUCCCCGCUUGCUUAUGCGUUUAGUCACUUUAUUCUAUUGUCUAGACUUUUAAAAUCCCUAACAUGUUUCUUUUUCUUUCAAAAUGGCUUGUGUAACCCUAGUAUAUUUUGUUUUAAGCAUGUGUUAUUCUAUGUUAUGAUUUAGAGGCCUGUGGAUUGCCAAAGCUAAGGCUUUAACUUUAACACCAGACAGAACCAUUUACAUUUUCCCCAGUUUUCUUGUUUGUUUGUUUGAUUGUCCUCACUGCCAAUGCCAUCACUGGUUGUGACACAAUAAGCUUCUCUCCUACCCACUUCCUAUGUUACAUUCACAGUGCAAUCCAGUCUACUUUCUGUUUAGAUUUAUGUAUUAUAAUCUAAAACCAUUCCAUUCAAAAAAAAAAGCACUUUCAGUCCGUCUUCUAAGGCUGACUUAUGAGAAAGAAUCUACAUUUGUAAAACAAAACUGAAAAAAAAAAACAUGGAAUGGAGUAGGAUUUGACGACAGGUUUAUUUUCCUGUCUGCAGCAUGGAGCAGGUCUCUUUAUGGUGUUAUAGAUUAGAGAAAGAAAUGGAGAGUUGGGAAUGAAAUGGAUUCUGAGAACAGCAAAGGAGCAUUACAGCAACCAUCGUUAUCCUACUGGCUGAGAUGGAUGCUGGAGAAAGUUGAGGUGCAAUCUCGAUGAGAGCGACCCAUGCAAGCCUUCCACCGUUCAGCUCCAGGCGCGUUGAUGCAUUUAAAACACUAAAGUAAAAAAAAAAAAUAGCUAUAACAAAGAUUGAGAACUAUUUAUUUUGUUCUAUUCCCCCUCGUAUAAGGCCAGUAUGGAACGUGACAACAGGAUGCCUGAGUUUUCAAGUGUGCCCAAUGCACGACUGUUUGCUACCUUGUGUGAAAUGUUUUUUUUUUGGAAGAUCAGAGAAGCGCCAUAGUUAUUGUUCAGAUCUGACAAACUCUGGAAAAAAAAACAGAAUUACAAGAGAAAACAAAGUGCUGUGGCCUCGAGAAGAUUUUGCACAAACCCCAAGAUUUAAUGUCCUCUCUCAACUCUCGGUGGAGGAGAAACAGGGACGAAGACGGAUGUUAGCGGUGGAAGAGUGAGACGUUAAAAGGGGUGACGCCUGGACAUCGGAAAGUAACUGCAGAACUAAACUAAGGUGUUUGUACAAUGAUAAAAGAAGAGAACACGGGAGCACACACUCCUCAUAUUUAGCUGCUAUGGUGGGAUUUCCGGCAAGUAUGAAACUUUGAAUGAAAAAAAAGAAAAAAAAGGAAAAAGACAUGCUUUGUUCUCUUGUCUUGUUUUGCUGCUAUUUUUGGUUUUGUCUAUGUAUAAUGUCAAUAUACUGCCAUAGGUUUUUAAUUUUCUCAUAGAAAAUUAUGAUAUUGACAUCUGUUUCUUUUGGUAGUUUUUUAUGUGAUCAGUUUUUAUUAAUGUGAUUUCUGCGCUAUUCCAAAAAAAAGAGGAAAAAAAAAGAAAAAAAUAGACAAAUGUUCCUGUUUUACCCACAAUACCUCAACCAGUCGUGAUUAGUAAUGAUGAUUUUUUUUUCCUCAGUUCUGUAUUUUGUUUUACUUUGUUAUUCAGUGUCUGCUAGUCCGGUAAUUGGACACCCAUUAUACAUUACAUUCUCCUUCUGGGUCCUGAUAUGAGCAAAAAAAGAGAGAGAGAGCACAUUAAAUGAAAUUGGUGCCAUAAACAGCUUGAUUAUAUAACUCAUUUGAGUUUUUAACUGUUUCAUUAAAAGAGACUUUUAUGCCCCUGCCUUUCUUUCGGCCCCUUGUGGCCAGGUCUAAAUGUAUUUAUGAAGCUUUUGUUCAAAUUGAAAGCAGAUAUGAAUUUGUGAAUUUUUACAAAGCCAUAGUAUUGUAGUAAUUUAACAUGGCUCCCAUGUCUGAAGCUGGAUAUGUUGCUUUGAACACAGGAAGUUUGGCAUGUUAAAAUCACGUGUGUCAAUAUCACAAUAAAUGGCAUGUAGAUGCAACCAGCAGUAGUUCUUUCCUUUUUCAUAUUGCAUUCAUGGGAUAUUUACAAAAUUGUAAAACAUUUUAAACAUGUCGAUCCCUCUUUCCCAAUCCCUUUCCCGUUUAGCCACAAACCUGGUGCUGCUGUGUGUUCUGCAUUGUGACUGGAGAUAGUACUUUUAUCUAAAGAGGUGCAAAUUGGAGUUGUAGGGUGAGCUCAAGGCUAACCCAGGACCCAGGGGGACAAAACCAUGCAUUAUCCUCUGUAUAGUAUCAGGAAUGUUUGUUACCUCAAGACAAAAAAGUCUAAUGAGCUGUGUGUUUCACAAGGCAAGAUAUAUUGGUUUAUAAAUAAAUAAAUAAAUGUAAAAGAAAAGACCAGCUGGUGUACAGGUUUUCACCCAAGUUUUUCUUUUGAAUGUGCAAGGAGAGAUACUGACUCAGACAGUGUCAGAGAAGUCACUGCAUCCUCCUUUCUCAAACCCUAAAAAGCUUGUCUUUGUGUCUUGCAAAUGAGACAAAAGCAGUUGCUCUUUUUAGUCUUUUUAGUCUUGAAUGGUGUUAAUCAAGGAACACUCGAAUGGAUAUGGUGAUGACCCAGAAAUAAAAUGUCACUUCAUGUGUUUUUUUUUUCUUUGCUGGUCCGAAAUGCACAAUCUUUCCUUGCAGACCCAUCCUAGACAUUAUGUUAGCUAGAAUUAAAGUUGAGCUACAAAACC
Molecule: messenger RNA, 4447 nt
Organism: Neoarius graeffei (lesser salmon catfish)
Lineage: Eukaryota; Metazoa; Chordata; Actinopteri; Siluriformes; Ariidae
Gene: ccnd1
Product: cyclin D1
Exons: 5
Coding region: 328-1206 (292 amino acids)
Biological process (GO): regulation of cyclin-dependent protein serine/threonine kinase activity; mitotic cell cycle phase transition; positive regulation of G1/S transition of mitotic cell cycle
Cellular component (GO): cytoplasm; cyclin-dependent protein kinase holoenzyme complex; nucleus
Molecular function (GO): cyclin-dependent protein serine/threonine kinase regulator activity
Source: RefSeq, a predicted model, not a curated record